Messenger RNA from Blastomyces dermatitidis ER-3, 2987 nucleotides. RefSeq names its product proline-specific permease. The record is from RefSeq and is a predicted model, not a curated record. NCBI's taxonomy places the organism in Eukaryota, Fungi, Ascomycota, Eurotiomycetes, Onygenales, Ajellomycetaceae. Bases 1191 to 2771 code for a protein of 526 amino acids. Gene Ontology annotation, molecular function: amino acid transmembrane transporter activity. The transcript is spliced from 11 exons. Gene Ontology annotation, cellular component: membrane. Gene Ontology annotation, biological process: amino acid transmembrane transport.
CAAAAGUCCAACCUCACGUGGCUGUGUUGACCCUGACCCGCCUGGUCGUCCUGAAGACGUCUUUGAUUUACGCAGGAGGCAUGCCGUUGCGGCUCAUCGGGAGACUAACGUUCAAUCAUGAUUAUACGGUGUCGUAUUUGGGAAUCAUGGAAAUCAUGGCUGGAGGUGUCCUUAGUUUCGGUAACGCCUAACUUAGGUGUUGAGGAGCGGCUCGAGCAACGUUAAUUGAUCCCUCCCCGCACUGGGUCAUCAUUGGCUGUGGCCCGGGCAUUGUCCCUCCGUUUGGGUUGUACUGUACUCUGUACUGCUGCAUGUCUUCAACCUUUUAGUGCCCCGAGGCUGGAGAAUUGUAUCACUAGCUCCGCCAAUAGCAGCGGGAUAUGAUCAAAUAUCCCUGCAGCGUGUUCUCGUAUACAAAUGCGUCGUGUCAUCCCUUCCCUUGCAAGAAGGCCAUCGCUUUUCGGAUGUGGUGUGGCUCCCAACCAUUGCUGGGCACGGGAAGUUGCUGGCUGCUUGCAGAGGGGCAGUGUCUGGAUCGCUGAUCGCUGCUCCUUGCCCUACCUACCGAACGUGAGGGAAAUCUGAGGGUAAAAUGUGGGACGAAUACGAGAUUGCUCUUCCGCAUUGCAACUUUAUAUAUAUCCCUGGGCCUUUCGCAGCUGCAUAUCUCAUUUCUCUUCUUGACCUUGAUGGUGCACGUAAAACUACCCAUCAGGAUGGCAAUAUCGUAUCAAUCUGUUCCUAUGGAUAACGAAAAGCCCGAAGCGGUCUCGCCGCACUUCCAUGAAAUCCUUGGAGAGGAUGUUCAGUUAACGGACGAAGCGGGCACGCGGGUUGGCCACAACUUCUUCAUCGAUGAAGCUGGCCAGGUGGAAGAAGAGCAGAAAACCAGCGGAGAAAGUGUUUGGCGGGUGUUGAAUGAGCGGCAGAUUAAUAUGAUAGCCUUUUCUGGGUAUAAUAAACCCAAUCCCGUCAAACUCCCAGCACCAUGACGUUGGAACUUGUCAAUUAACGAAAUAUGCCUUGGUCAAUAGGACAAUUGGAAAUGGUAGCUCCUCUCCCACAACUUCGCAGCUAGAGGAUCUAACGUCUAAUUAUUAAAAAAAAAAAAAAAAAAAGGGCUUUUUCUUGGGAGCGGUCGAUCCCUUGCUUCUGCUGGGCCUGGCGGCGCAGUUCUGGGCUAUGUGCUCAUGGGCACGGUUAUCUCCUCAGUCGUCUCCUGCUUGGGUGAAAUGACUGCAUUGAUGCCGGUAAAUGCUCCAAUUAUGGAGUUUCCUCGGCGCUUCCUAGAUCGUGGUGUUGGUUUUGCUGUCGGUUGGAUAUACUGGUUCGCCUACGGAGUGCUUGCAGCUGACCAGCUAGUUGCCGUGGCAAACACUAUUCGUUUUAAAUAUAUCGAUGAUUAUGGAACGCAUUUGGAAUGGGUAACUGGAAGGAGUGUUCAUGCAGCAGUGUGGGUGUCAGUAGUUCUAGUAACUGUAACGUUGAUCAAUACGUGGCCCGUCAAGUACUAUGGCCAACUCGAAUACGUUUUCGGUUGUAUAAAACUUUCGUUCCUCGUUUUAGCCAUUCUAAUGAUGGUUAUUUUGGGUACAAUGAAGCCCCUGGACACCAGAUACCAUAGCACGCCCGUUGGUACCCGCUACUGGGACUCACCGUACUCCUUUUUUAGGCCAACGUAUACGGUUCGAGGCCACACAACGGGUGACGUUCAGCGAGAGAUCGGAGGUUCGGUUGGCACAUUCCUUGGGGUGUGGACUACUUUCACAAACAUUAUUUUCUCCUAUGUGGGAAUGGAUAUGGUUGCAGCCACAGCAGCGGAAAGUAAAGCGUUAUCCAACGCCGAGAGUAUGAAGAUGGCGUCGCGCAAGGUUUCGAUUCGAGUCGUUACUCUGUACACUCUCUGCAUGUUGACAGCUUCAUUUCUGGUCCCAUAUGAUCAUCCUUUCCUCAACGGUGAAGGCCAAUCUGAGAGCUCGCACUCAAUAUUUUUGAUCGCUGUAGUCCAAGGGGGACUCCCGGCCGCUGCUCACUUUUUCAACGCAAUCUACUUGUUUUCUGCCUUUGCAUCCGGGAUUAACACCAUGUACGUCUCUUCGAGAGUCUUGCAUACUUUGGCGCUACGUGAUCAGACGGGACCAGAGUUUAUCACCAGAAGGUUGCGUCAGUGUCACAAUGGUGUUCCACUGAGGGCAGUCUCGGUGACUGGAGCAUUGAUGUGCCUUGGGUACUUGGGGACUGGAUCUUCAGGCCAGAGAUUGAGCGAGCUUGCAACGAACUGCACGGUGUCAUGUUUGAUUGUGUACAUUGUAGUCUGUGCUACUUACCUAGGGUUUUUUAAAACAUUACAUGACGUUAAACUCUAUGGGAAUACAUCCGAAGCCCAAGCUGCGUGCUAUGAUCGUAAUCACCCUCAGUACCCCUACAAAUCCCACGGACAGUGGCUAAAAGCUUGCUACGGUUUGGUUGCAUGCACCCUGUUGGUUAUAUUCAACGGAGUGCCCUCUUUCCUCCAGGACCCAUUCGAUCUCCGCGGAUUUUUCGCGUCAUACAUUGGAGUUCCCGUAUUUUUCGUGCUUAUUGUAGGCUACAAGUUGUCCAAGCAUGGGCUCGACUUUUCGCAUUGGGGCCCGGAGAGGUCCAAUGAUCUUCGCAACUGCGUCCAGGUCACGAGCGAGAGGAGGAAGGGAAGAUUACAGUUCCCAGACGACGGUCUUACCAAAGAUAAUCUGCAGGAAUUCGCCCAAUGGGUCUGGGUGUGGACGAAGUAACGUGGGCGGCUUACGACGAGAAGCUUGAUUAAUUUAAACAGCGAGAUUAUAUUUUUAGGGCAUGCAUGGGUGGAUAUACCAAUCUGUUACCAUUUUCACUUCCAAUAUAAAUUAAUGCAUGUGAAUAUAAUUUUGUUUAUUGAUUAUCCAAGUUCAUAACUAUCAUGUUUCGAUAUAACCUGCGCUCUGUUGAAUUCUAUAAACUCCUGCCUGUUA